CGAACACACGUCGCGUGAUUGCAGCGCAUUCACUGACGAUCACUGUCAGACGUUGACAAGGCAAAGAUGAGGCUAGAAUCAGCCCUCUCGCUUGCACUUUUCUUCGGAGUGGGCGCUCGACCCUUUGGCAGCCCUGAACCUUAUCUUUCUCCUGUUAGCUUGCCAUACAUAUCCGAACAUAUUAUAUACUGGUUCCAUCGAGCUUGCCUCUUCAUGCGCCCCUCUCACGUUAAUUGCACUGAUGGGGACGUCGCUCAUCACUCAGACAGGCUCACUUCGAGUGGGUUGAGCUGGCAGGUAGGGUCUGGAUUAUUUGGGCCAUUUGGGUGGGGAGAAAACGAUGUCACUGUUGUCGACCGGAACCCCCCGGUGUCUUACGCCAGCAGAACUGCCGCGUUUGGGCCACGAAUAACUCAAACCCCAGGUCUUUUGGGAUAUGUGAUACCCCUCUCAUCUUUCAUGCAUCCCUGCAAUCAAGACGUUACAAUACCUUCUCGUCUUCCCAGGCUCACGAUGGUUGAACCAGAACCUGUCAAUUUUGGUUGUCCCGAUCUUUGUCCAUUUCGUACCGAUCAACACCCGGAUCAAUCUGAGGCUUGGAUCGCGCUCGUUCAGCGGGGAAAUUGUUCCUUCACCGCCAAAGUACGCGAGGCCGCGAGGUUAGGUGCGCGAGCUGUCGUAGUGGGAGGUAGCCCUAACAAUGCGGAAGGAGAUGAAUUAAUUACGAUGUACAGCCCCGAUCCCUCUGGUGACAUCAGUAUUCCCGCUACAUACAUUACCCAUGCCUCAUAUACAUCCCUCCUGUCAACAAUUGAAGCAUCCAACACUACCAUUUCUGGUUUGAAGACAGUUUCUCUUUUACUAUCAUCAGAUGAGAUAUGGCAAUGGCCACUGCUCACUCUCUCCAUAUUACUUCUCCUCCCAUCAAUCAUGACGCUUACGACGCUCUUAAUCCAUCGAAUACGGCAAGCGCGAGCAGAAAGAUUGGAGCGGGCCCCAGAAGACAUCGUGAACUCUCUUCCCUCGGGCAUUUGGACAAGUGAUGGCCUUGAGUUCGACGACGUGAGGAAGGGGGUAAAAGUCGUUACUCACAACUCUCGUGUGCCCCUUGGCGAUGAGACGGUCCCUGCCGUCAUAAGUGAGGAAGAUAUAAUAGGGUUUCAUAGGGGGACUCCUGUGCAGAAAGUCGAGGGAGCUCAAGAUGACGAGGCACAGCUCAACAAAGCGCAACUUGAUGCUAUCACUGCACCUUCUCCCGCUGAAGGAAGGGCGGAAGCUUCAGCCACUGCUGCUACCAAGAGAAUGCCCCUCGGUCAGCGGCUGACUCCUGUGGAUGGCUUUGGACGGAGGUACCUGAAGAAGGCCUGGUUUAGCGCCCAAUCUGAGUGUGCCAUCUGUCUGUCUGAUUUUGAGAGAGGGGACAUGGUUCGGAUCCUUCCCUGUGGACACAUAUUCCACCGUGACGAGGUGGAUUCGUGGCUGACACAGCGGAAAAAGCUGUGCCCUGUGUGCAAGGCAGAUAUCACGAUUGCAUCCAAACCUCCUUCGUUGCGAUCACCAAGUCCUGCUCGCCUGGCCUCCGUGCCUCUGCCUAUUGGCGAUGCGGAAGAUUCUGACCAGAUGACAUCAUCUCUAGCUUCGUCUCCAGUUGCUUCGACGCCAAAUCCUUCACCAAACGAACGUACACCUCUCCUCAACCAACAAAGCUAAAUAUGAACGCCGAGUUGCUAUAUUUCUGAUUAGUGUAUGUAUGUUCUGAUUGGUCUCCAGUCUUCUGGAGCUUUCUUACUGGGAUACA
Messenger RNA from Cantharellus anzutake, 1798 nucleotides. RefSeq lists its product as uncharacterized. Gene Ontology annotation, biological process: ubiquitin-dependent protein catabolic process. The record is from RefSeq and is a predicted model, not a curated record. Lineage: Eukaryota; Fungi; Basidiomycota; Agaricomycetes; Cantharellales; Hydnaceae. Bases 67 to 1710 code for a protein of 547 amino acids. Gene Ontology annotation, molecular function: ubiquitin protein ligase activity. The transcript is spliced from 6 exons. Gene Ontology annotation, cellular component: cytoplasm.